Messenger RNA from Falco peregrinus (peregrine falcon), 2974 nucleotides. It is a transcript of the gene SMARCE1, whose product is annotated as SWI/SNF related, matrix associated, actin dependent regulator of chromatin, subfamily e, member 1. Gene Ontology annotation, cellular component: SWI/SNF complex. Lineage: Eukaryota; Metazoa; Chordata; Aves; Falconiformes; Falconidae. The record is from RefSeq and is a predicted model, not a curated record. Gene Ontology annotation, molecular function: nucleosomal DNA binding; nuclear receptor binding. The coding region runs from base 185 to 1486 and encodes 433 amino acids. Gene Ontology annotation, biological process: negative regulation of DNA-templated transcription. The transcript has 11 exons.
CCUCCCCCCGAAAAGAGAAACCAGCUGCCGGCAGGGCGGGGGCGACGUGUCGAAAGUGCGGAACAGGGCGCGCAGGCGCCGUCCUCGCCGCCGCCCCGGCCUGGUGGGGAACAAAGGGAGCGCGGCCGGCGCUGGAGCGGAAGUACAAAUAUAAUGUCAGGUGGCUGAAAAUUUGCCUAUCAAAAUGUCAAAAAGGCCAUCUUACGCCCCACCUCCUACCCCAGCUCCUGCAACCCAAAUGCCCAGCACACCAGGGUUUGUGGGAUACAAUCCAUACAGCCAUCUGGCCUACAACAACUACAGGCUGGGAGGGAACCCGGGCACCAACAGCCGGGUCACGGUAGGAGAAUCAACUAUUACAUCAUCCGGCAAACAACAGGAAUUGACCAGAAAUGGCUUUAGAGCUUCCUCUGGUAUUACCAUCCCAAAGCCCCCCAAACCCCCAGACAAGCCCCUGAUGCCCUACAUGAGGUACAGCCGGAAGGUCUGGGACCAAGUGAAGGCGUCCAAUCCUGAUUUGAAGUUAUGGGAAAUUGGCAAGAUUAUUGGAGGAAUGUGGCGAGAUCUCACUGAUGAAGAGAAGCAAGAGUAUUUGAAUGAAUAUGAAGCUGAAAAGAUAGAGUACAAUGAGUCCAUGAAGGCCUACCAUAACUCUCCUGCAUACCUUGCCUACAUCAACGCAAAAAGUCGUGCUGAGGCUGCGUUGGAAGAAGAAAGCCGGCAAAGGCAGUCACGCAUGGAGAAAGGUGAACCUUACAUGAGUAUACAGCCAGCAGAAGACCCCGAUGAUUACGACGAUGGAUUUUCUAUGAAGCACACAGCCACGGCUCGUUUCCAAAGAAACCAUCGUCUCAUCAGUGAGAUACUGAGUGAAAGUGUGGUGCCCGAUGUCCGGUCUGUUGUCACAACAGCCAGAAUGCAAGUUCUUAAACGCCAGGUUCAAUCUUUAAUGGUUCAUCAGCGUAAACUAGAAGCGGAGCUUCUGCAAAUUGAAGAGCGUCACCAGGAAAAGAAGAGGAAGUUUUUGGAAAGCACAGAAUCAUUUAACAACGAGCUUAAAAGGUUAUGCAGUUUGAAGGUGGAAGUGGAUAUGGAAAAAAUUGCAGCUGAAAUUGCUCAAGCCGAGGAACAAGCUCGCAAGAGGCAGGAGGAAAGGGAAAAAGAAGCAGCUGAACAAGCCGAACGCAGUCAAAAUAACAUAGCAGCUGAGGAAGAACAGGCAGCUAACAAGAUAGAGGAGAAGAAAGAAGAGGAGAGUGCUCCAAUGGAGACAGAAGAGCCUCACCCAGAAGAGAGCACAGAAAAUCAGCAGAAUGGUGAAGAAGGAACAUCUACCCCAGAUGAUAAGGAGAGUGGCCAAGAAGGGGUCGAUAGCACUGCAGAGGAGGGAACCAGUGACAGCAACACUGGUUCGGAAAGCAACAGUGCAACAGUUGAAGAGCCUCCUGCAGACCCUAUCACUGAGGAUAGUGAGAAGAAAGAAUAAAUACUGACUCGUUUCAUGUGUCUUUUUUAAUGAAGUACUGGUUUGAUUUCAAAAUGUGAUAAUGCGCCUUUUGUAUCUUCCUUGCCUGUAUCACUUGUCUCCAAAGGAUACUGGGUUUUAAUAAUGUGUCAGAUUAUCAGCAUUGCAACUUAAAGGGGCCUUUAGAGGCAAAGGAACUCUUUACAACAGACAGAAGAGAAAACCUCGUGUGUCUGUAAACGCAGCUGUUACCAUGUGGAGAGAUAUUUACUAUUGCUUGGGAUUUCUCCCUUAGAAAGAUAGCGUUGGGUUUUGUAUUAGAAAUCAGGCCUUCCCCCUUUCUUCUAGUUACAUUACCACAGUGAAAAUGUGAUUUCUCAAAGACCCUUGUGUUCAUUUGUGGCUGGAACACGAUGCAGAUGUGUGUCACCUCGGCCCCCUGACCUGGCUUCACAGAGGGGCUGGCUGCCCCUGCCGCAGCACACCUAGUUAGCCCAGCACUGCUCUGCAGCCAGGAUGCUGGUGCUGUGGUCAUGGGGGCUGAUGAAGUGGCACAGAUCACAAAGAUGGUUACUACCACUCGCUUUCUAGAGAGUUCUAGAGUACUGCUGAGACAUCUUAAAGUCAGCCUUUGCAUUAAACAGACAUGAUGCCUAUAAAACCCAGAGCAUUUCCUGGCCCUAACCAAACCAAACCGCCCCGCAGCAGGCCUAGCCUGCGAUACCGCUGCUGCUUCAGCUCUGGCCAGUGAGAACAUCUGCUGCAGCUGCCCAGAUCUUUGCUUUGAAAGAAAGCUUUUGGUCCUCACGAGUAGUGCUCCUGAGUAAGCCUGAAAGACUUGGUCUAAGGUGGGGUUUUUUGGUGUAAUCUUUGUUGUCUUUUUCUAGAGUAGCUGUUCUACAGUGAUGGAGGCUCAUGUUCUGCAGGCAGCGUUUCAGGACAUCCAUUUCCGAAGGGCUGAGUGGAGUCCUCUUGAAGUAAAUGACUUAUUUCUGUCAUGCAGGAUUCUUUUCAACAAGUCUUUUGCUUUUCUUUACCAAUUAACUCCUUAUUUGCCACUAAGAUACCCUGGUAUGACCCCAGCCAGAGAUACAGCAGAGUACAAAGGACAGCUACACGUUCUCUGGGAACAGUCACCAAUAAGGCACAAAUGGUAAAAAAUGGUAGUUUUGCUUGCCAUGAGCACAAAUGGUAAAAAAUGGUAGUUUUGCUUGCCAUGAGCUUCCAAAACCUUUGGGAACUCAACAAAUGUACUGAAAAUGCCACAUUUUGCCCUAUAUAGGUAAGCAAAAACCCUAAUGAAGAAAACCACUUAAUUGCAACAACAGAUACAAGCAGUUUUGUGACUUUACAACUCCAAGAGAACACAUGAUGCAUAUGCUUCAAGAAACUGGUAUGUUUUUAUGGAAUAGUGGGUAUAUCAGAUGGUAAUGCUUUUUAAAUCCUUUUGGUCUUUUUUUUAAAUGGUCUAAAAAUAAUAAAAUCUGACACGUUUGGGUUUUUUAAACA